Aspergillus fumigatus Af293 is the source of this 246-nucleotide messenger RNA. NCBI's taxonomy places the organism in Eukaryota, Fungi, Ascomycota, Eurotiomycetes, Eurotiales, Aspergillaceae. The record is from RefSeq and is a predicted model, not a curated record.
AUGCAUGACAUAUCUUCUUCUCUCUGGAACGCUCCACUCAUUGCUCUGUGCAGAACCGACGGGCUCGAUUUCCUCCAACAAGAAAUUGAUACAUCCCAUCUGUGGACCGGCAAGUCACCAAUUUCACUCCACACUAGACGAGUAGACGAACUGGUGGCUGUUGAUGCCAGAUCUCAUCCUGUCUACUAUUGUCACUAUCGCCGUCUCUCCAUCAUUGGUUUCAUAUCUGAGAAUAAAACGACCUGA